AUGUCCCAGGUGAUGUCCAGCCCCCUGCUGGCAGGAGGCCCUGCAGUCGGCUUGGCUCCCUGUGAGGAACCCAGGAGGCCCCUGCACCCAGCACCCAGCCCCGGCCUGCCGCCCCAGUGUCUUUACUACACCACAGAAGGCUGGGGAGCUCAGGCCCUGAUGGCCCCCAUGCCCAGCAAGGAGCCCCACAGCAGGCUCCAGCAGGCCCCACAGGCUGGAGCCAAAGCCAGCUGCCUCCUGCAGUCCCCUGGGGAGCAGGCCUCGGGAGCCCUGGAGGACCUUGACUCCUACAUUGACUUCUCGCUGGAGAGCCUCAACCAGAUGAUUCUGGAACUGGACCCCACCUUCCAGCUGCUCCCUCCAGGGCCUGGUGGCCCCUGGGCUGAGCCCACCCAGAGCACUACCUCGAGGAGAAAGAAAGAAGAGCCUGAAGCUUUGGAUAUAAAGUACAUCGAGGUGACCUCGACCAGAUCAAGGUGCCACGACGGCCCCCAGAGCUGCUCCAGCCCGUCUGUCACCCCACCCUUCGGCUCCCCUGGCCGUGGCGCCCUUCUCCUUUCCAGAGACAUCCCCCGAGAGACUCGGAGCAGCAGUGAGAGCCUCAUCUUCUCCGGGAGCCAGGGCAGGGGGCACCAGAGCCCCUCUCCCCCCUCGGGGGCCCCCUCCUCUCAUCCCCCACCCUCUCCCAGCAACUCCAUCCCUGGAAUGGGAAACAAGGCCUCAGGCCGCCAUGGCUUGGGCUCCCCACUGGUGGCUUCCCCAGCCUUGGAGAAGGGGCUGGGGGGCAGGGUCUCCAUGCUGUCAGCCAGCCCAGCAUCUGAUGUCAGUUACGUGUUUGGAAGCCAGUCCUUCCUCCGCUCCAGCAUCUCCAGCCAUCAGUCAUCUUCGAGAUCCUUGGAAAGCCCAGCCAACUCUUCCUCCAGCCUCCACAGCCUUGGCCCAGUGUCCUUGUAUACGAGAGCCAGUGACCUCCAGGUCCCCAGCAACCCCACCCCAAGCAUGGGCCAGCCCAGAGCAACCCAUUCCUCACCACUGGCCAAGGCACAUGCCAGCAGCUGUCCCCCAUCCAUCACCAACUCCAUGGUGGACAUACCUAUCGUGCUGAUCAACGGCUGCCCAGAACCAGGAUCUCCCCCAUCCCAGAGGACCCCAGGACACCAGGACUUUGUCUGCCCUGGGGCUACUUCUUCCAGCAACCCCUGUCCAGCCACCAGGAGCCACAGCCAGACCCUGCCAGAUGCCUCUCUCACCACAUCCCCAGAGGGUCCUGCCAGGGACAUGCAGCCCACCAUGAAGUUUGUGAUGGACACAUCUAAAUACUGGUUUAAACCAAGCAUCACCCGAGAGCAAGCCAUCGAGCUGCUAAGGAAGGAAGAGCCGGGGGCUUUCAUCGUGAGGGACAGUUCUUCAUACCGAGGCUCCUUCGGUCUUGCCCUGAAGGUGCAGGAGGCCCCUGCACCUGCCCAGAACCAAUCAGGCGAGGAUGGCAGCGACCUCAUCCGCCACUUCCUCAUCGAGUCUUCUGCCAAAGGGGUGCAUCUCAAAGGAGCCGAUGAGGAGCCCUACUUCGGGAGCCUCUCUGCCUUCGUGUGCCAGCAUUCCAUCAUGGCCCUGGCCCUGCCCUGCAAGCUCAUCAUCCCAAAGAAAGAACUGGGAGGUGGAGACGGGGCCUCAGACCCCUCUGCAGACGGCGGGGCCUCCUGCCUGAAGAAAUCUGCGGGUUGCCAUGCCCUGUACCUGAGCUCCGUGAGCGUGGAGACCCUGAGCGGAGCCCUGGCUGUGCAAAAGGCCAUCUCAACCAUAUUGGAGAGGGAUGUCCUCCCCACACCCACCGUGGUCCACUUCAAAGUCACCGAGCAGGGCAUCACCCUGACUGACAUCCAGAGGAAGGUGUUUUUCCGGCGCCAUUACCCCUUCGCCACCCUCCGCUUCUGUGGCAUGGACCCCAAGCAACGGAAGUGGCAGAAAUACUGCAAGCCCUCCCGGAUCUUUGGGUUUGUGGCCAAGAGCCAGACCGAGUCCCAGGAGAAUGUGUGCCACCUCUUCGCGGAGUAUGACACUGUCCAGCCAGCCUCGCAGGUCAUCAGCCUAGUGGGUGCUCUGCUGCAGGACCCAGAAAGGAUGUAGGGGAGGGAGCGUCCUGUGUG
Eubalaena glacialis (North Atlantic right whale) is the source of this 2147-nucleotide messenger RNA. RefSeq names its product tensin 4 (gene TNS4). NCBI's taxonomy places the organism in Eukaryota, Metazoa, Chordata, Mammalia, Artiodactyla, Balaenidae. The transcript has 12 exons. Gene Ontology annotation, molecular function: protein binding. The record is from RefSeq and is a predicted model, not a curated record. Bases 1 to 2127 code for a protein of 708 amino acids.